Cynara cardunculus var. scolymus (artichoke) is the source of this 2183-nucleotide messenger RNA. RefSeq names its product receptor-like cytosolic serine/threonine-protein kinase RBK2. Gene Ontology annotation, biological process: protein phosphorylation. Lineage: Eukaryota; Viridiplantae; Streptophyta; Magnoliopsida; Asterales; Asteraceae. The transcript has 8 exons. Gene Ontology annotation, molecular function: ATP binding; protein kinase activity. The coding region runs from base 542 to 1966 and encodes 474 amino acids. The record is from RefSeq and is a predicted model, not a curated record.
UCCACUGAAAUAUGCAAACAACACCACUCCCAUGGCUACCACCCCCGAUACCCAUCUCUCUAUCUCUCAUUUUCCUGACCGUCAUCAGAUGGAGGGUUCUGCUUCUUGUUUAUCUCUGAAUCUUCAUGGUACACCAAUACAUUUCUUCAGAUUCCUCAAGGUCUCUUUUUCUUUUCAAUUCCUAAGUUAUUGAUUCGAUCAUGGAUUCUACAAAUCUUCUUCGCUUUAUGUUGUUGAAGAAUAAAUUUCAUGGCAUUCAAUUUGAAUUGUUCAUGAUGAACCUUGUUAGAUAUAUCGUGUUUUCAUCACCUUCCAAUUGACCAAUUUGUAUAUUGUGGAUUAGGUUAUAAUUUAUACCGUAAACAAUAGAAUUUGUUUUAGAUGAAUAGGGAAUGAAAGGUCUUUGGUUCAGGUAAUCAUGUUGGUAUGUUCAUCUUCCAUGCAAACAUGAAGAUUUUGUAUGCGUUUUGUCAAUUACAUGAUUUCAAUUCUAUUCAUGAUGUUUUAUUGAUAUAUUUAUCAUGCUAAUUUACAGUAAGACAUGGCUGAAGAAGAAAAGAAGGAAGGGGUUAUAUUUGCAGUGGGGAAUCAGAGAAUUCUGUUCUCCGAUUCUUCAGUUCCUCUUUCUGCUGAAGAUAAGGAUGGAGACAAUUCCGACGAGUCAUCACUAAACGAUGUCGAGGGUAAAUGUGAAUCUGAACCAGCAUCGCCUAAGGACAGCGGUGCUUCAGGUUCAUCAUCUCCCACAUUAGGCAUUUCAGGUUUAGUAGCUCAAAUUGAUCCAAAAACUCAUCCCAAGCAAUGGAGUGGGUUCUUACAUAAAUUCAAGAAGGCACCCUCAGCAACCUUACAUACGUUUAAUCCUGGCAUUCCCAGCAUACCUUCCAUUAAGAAGCUGACCAAGAAAAAGAGUAAGAAACUCAUGCAGAGCAUGCCAGAAAUGUCUUCCCAUUUAGAUGCCGAAUUGUAUUGUUUCGAGGCUUCAUGGACAAAUUACUCACUCAAAGAACUCAAAGAUGCAACGAAUAACUUUAGUCGUGAAAACAUAAUUGGAGAGGGAGGUUAUUCUGAAGUUUACAAGGGUCAUUUGCAAGAUGGGCAAAUUAUAGCAGUGAAACGACUAAUUAGAGGUACACCUGAAGAGAUGACUUCAGAUUUUUUAUCCGAGCUUGGAAUCCUUGUCCACGUCAACCACCCAAACAUUUCUAAUGUUAUUGGCUAUGGAGUUGAGGGGGGAAUGCACCUUGUUCUUCCUCUAUCACAUCAUGGGAGCUUAGCUUCUCUUCUUUCUGGUCAGAAAGAGAAACUUGAUUGGAGAAUCAGAUACAAUAUUGCACUGGGCACCGCAUCAGGCCUUUCUUAUCUUCAUGAGGGUUGUCAACGAAGAAUCAUUCAUAGAGAUAUCAAGGCAGCUAAUAUUUUACUUUCAGAGGACUUUGAACCUCGGAUUUCUGAUUUUGGGCUGGCAAAGUGGCUUCCAGAUCAAUGGAUGCACCUCACUGUAUCGGAAUUCGAAGGGACAUUUGGCUACCUUGCUCCUGAGGUUUUCACGGAUGGCUUGGUUGAUGAGAAAACUGAUGUCUAUGCUUACGGAGUCCUUUUGCUAGAGAUCAUCACUGGACGUCCCGCUUUGGAUGAGUCUAUGCAGAGUCUGAUUAUGUGGGCUAAACCUUUGAUCAAUACGAAAAACUUUGAAAAACUUCUUGAUCCUCACCUUGCUGGUGCCUGUAACUUGGAGCAGCUGAAUGACAUGGUAUGGAUUGCUUCGCAAUGCAUUAACGAGGACCCAACCGAACGUCCAAAAAUGAGCCAGAUUUACAGGAUGCUAAGUGGUGAUGAAGGCAUUCCUGAUUGCGGCAAGAAGUUUAUAAAGAGGGCUGCCUUCAGAAGGAGAAAGUCAUCGCAGAUCUCUGAUGAAGAACAUUUGGUACCCCAAACCCCAGUCCAACAUGAAAUGAAGUUUUAAAAGUUUGUGUUGGCUGUUGAAAUUUGGAAGAGCCAACUUGUAUUUUCGAUUAGUUCCUUUUGAGGGAAUGUGUAUGCUUCAAACAAAGAAUUAACGAACGCGAGAGUGGGAUAGGCGAGAAAGACUUAGUAGUGCGAUACCAUGUAUAGUAUAUGGUUAUAUCUAUGCUCUCUUCUUGUUGUAAAAUGGUAACAAGGAUUCACAAAUGAAGAUGUGU